Messenger RNA from Arabidopsis arenosa, 2012 nucleotides. NCBI's taxonomy places the organism in Eukaryota, Viridiplantae, Streptophyta, Magnoliopsida, Brassicales, Brassicaceae. The record is from the annotation of a GenBank genome assembly.
AAUCACCUUCUGCUUAGUCCGAUCCAAUGGAAAUACCACCACUAUCUCUAGUAACCGACACGCCUUCCCUUUCCUUGGUAGUUUGAUUCACAAAUGUUCUUUCAAAUUGCAUUUUAUCAAACCCUGAUCGAGUUGGUGUUGUCCAGUGAGGUUUCUAUCACUAAAGUUAAGAGAUCGAAGCAAUGUCGUCUGAGAAGAUGGGACCGGUUGGUGGUAACAUGGGAGAUGCAUUCACUGAUGGUGCUUUCGACGGUGUGAAGAAAAUAACUGUCGGAAAAGACCUUGACUGUGUAUCUUAUAUCAAGAUCGAAUACGAAAAGGAUGGAAAAUUUGAAACCCGUGAACACGGGACUAUUCGCGGGGAACUAAAAGAGUUUGCGGUGGAUUAUCCAAGUGAAUGUAUCAUAGCCGUUGGUGGAAGCUACGGUAAUGUUGACCGCUAUAAGGCAGUGCUAAUCAAAUCGCUAUUCUUCAAAACCUCUUACGGAAGAACCUCUCCGAUAUUCGGUGAGACGAAUUCAUCUGGAAAAGAAUUCAUGUUGGAGGGUAAAAAUGAAGGAAAGCUUCUUGGAUUCCACGGACGUUCUGGUCAGGCUAUUGAUGCCAUUGGUGCAUAUUUUUCGCCAGUUCCUGAACCUGAAAAGCAGGAAGCAAUCGGUGGUAACAUGGGAGAUGUAUUCGACGAUGGUGUUUUUGAAGGUGUGAAGAAAAUAACUGUGGGAAAAGACCUUGGCUGUGUGUCCUAUAUCAAGAUUGAAUACGAAAAGGACGGAAAAUCUGAAACCCGUGAACAUGGGACGAUUCGUGGGGAACUAAAAGAGUUUGCGGUGGAUUAUCCGAAAGAAUGUGUCAUAGCCGUUGGUGGAAGCUACGGUCAGGUUGACCUCUAUAAGGCAGUGCUGAUCAAAUCGCUAUUCUUCAAAACCUCUUAUGGAAGAACCUCUCCAAUAUUCGGUGAGACGAAUUCCUCUGGGAAAGAAUUUUUGCUCGAGGGUAGAAAUGGAGGAAAGCUUCUUGGGUUCCACGGACGCUCUGGUCAGGCUAUUGAUGCCAUUGGUGCAUAUUUUUGGCCAUUCCCCGCACCCGUACCCGAAAAGCGGGAAGCAGUGGGUGGUAACAUGGGAGAUGCAUUUGACGAUGGUGUUUUCGACAGUGUGAAGAAAAUAAUUGUCGGAAAAGACCUUGAUUGUGUGUCUUAUAUCAAGAUCGAAUACGUAAAGGACGGAAAAACUGAAACCCGUGAACACGGGACGAUUCGCGGAGAACUAAAAGAGACUUCUUAUGGAAGAACCUCUCCAAUAUUCGGUUCAUCUGGAAAUGUAGCUGGGAAAGAAUUCUUGCUCGAGGGUAAAAAUGGAGGAAAGCUUCUUGGGCUCCAUGGACGCUCUGGUCAGGCUAUUGAUGCCAUUGGUGCAUAUUUUUGGUCAGUUCCGGCACCCGAAAAAAUUGAAGCAAUGGGUGGUAACAUGGGAGUUGCAUUCGACGAUGGUGUUUUCGACGGUGUGAAGAAAAUAAUUGUUGGAAAAGAUCUUGGCUGUGUGUCUUAUAUCAAGAUCGAAUAUGAAAAGAACAAAAAAAUUGAAACCCGUGAACACGGGACGAUUCGCGGGGAACUGAAAGAGUUUGCGGUGGAUUAUCCGUAUGAAUGUAUCACAUCCGUUGGUGGAAGCUACGAUCAUGUUGACCUCUAUAAGGCAGUGCUGAUCAAAUCGCUAUUCUUCAAAACCUCUUACGGAAGAACCUCUCCGAUAUUCGGUGAGACGAAUUCAUCUGGAAAUCAACUCAUGCUCGAGGGUAAAAAUGGAGGAAAGCUUCUUGGAUUCCACGGACGCUCUGGUCAGGCUAUUGAUGCCAUUGGAGCUUACUUUGGAACCGCCAUAGGUGUGGGAUGUGGUAACGGAGGAACUUAAGGAGGAAGGUUACAAGAUCGUUGAAAAGCUGGUGAUUUGGUUCAUCAGAUCGAAGUCCAUGUCGUGUCUAUCUAUUAUCACCAAUAAAAGACUUGCUCUUUA